This is a messenger RNA of Limanda limanda (common dab), 2925 nucleotides long. It is a transcript of the gene ubl3a, whose product is annotated as ubiquitin-like 3a. Lineage: Eukaryota; Metazoa; Chordata; Actinopteri; Pleuronectiformes; Pleuronectidae. Bases 644 to 997 code for a protein of 117 amino acids. The record is from RefSeq and is a predicted model, not a curated record. The transcript has 5 exons. Gene Ontology annotation, molecular function: protein binding.
GCGUAGCGGCAGCGGGGUGACAGCUGAGCGGGAGGUGGAGGAGCAGCAUCGCGGUCCGGAGCUUCGACAAUACUCUCUAGUAUCCAGGGUUUAAAGAGCCACACCGACCCGUUCCACCCUGAGACGCCGUCCUCCAAGCACCGGGGCCCGGGUGAGACUCCACCAGCGGAGGGUGACGCGGAUAUAAACAUAUCUCGGCACCGGUUUUUCCACCGACAAAACAGGGACCGUGUCCGGAUGUGCCAGCCUCGCAUGGCGCAGACACCUUGUUCCUGAAGCGGGGUAUCCUUCGUGUUCGCAGGGGUCGGAGGAGGCCCUCUGGUCGGCAGCUUAUCACCACCAUCGACUCUCGUAGACGUCCGUGUUUACCGAUUUGUGGGAGUGAAAAACGACAUGAUUGAGCAAUAAGACGAAGAAGAGGAAGAAGAAGAAGACGCACGUCCUGACUGAUCCAGAGAGAGAAGAAGAAGAAGAAGUCGUCUCUGUGUUUCUGUUUCCUUUCCUUUCAAAUCACCGUCGUGUGGUUCCAGAAGCUGUUUCCAGGGAGGACGAGGACACAGGGAUAUAACCGUGCCCUUGUGCAUGCGUGUGUGUGCGUGUGAGUGCGUGUGAACCCCCUCCGAGGACCGGGUCGACCUUCGAGAUGACGGGCAGCACCCCAGCGGACAUGAUAAACCUGCGGCUUAUUUUAGUCAGCGGCAAGACAAAAGAAUUCCUCUUCUCUCCAAAUGAGUCGGCUGCAGACAUCGCCAAACACGUCUACGACAACUGGCCAAUGGACUGGGAGGAAGAGCAGGUCAGCAGUCCUAACAUACUGAGGCUCAUCUACCAGGGACGUUUUCUACACGGCAACGUAACACUAGGAGCCCUCAAACUGCCCUUGGGGAAGACCACAGUGAUGCAUUUAGUUGCCAGAGAGACUUUGCCUGAGCCAAAUUCCCAAGGUCAGAGGAACAGAGAGAAGACCGGGGAGAGUAACUGCUGUGUCAUCCUGUAAAUACACACCUCCGCUGCCAGCCCUCUUAACCCCUCUCAUCACCUCUCGCCCUCGACGUUCUGGACCCAAUGAGCUCGUCCCUGUCCUGUCCUGGAGUCUGUCCACCCUGCGGACAUGCACACAGACAAACACACACGCUCUCCUCCCCCUUUUCAUCUUCCUCUUCUUCUCCUCUUCCUCUUCUUCCUCCCUCUUUCAUACACUCAAACUUACCAUGGAAAGACAGCAGGUGCAGUCCGGCUGAUCCAGAGUCAGGAGCAGAUAAACGAUAGAGUUGAUUCCUUCGUUUGUAACUUGAUUUGUUGUCAUAACGGAAAAUUAGAGGAAGGAAUUCGAUCUGCAUGUUUUGUUUUUUUCUUUCUCUCUUAAUGCACACCUUUUAAAGCCUUCUGCCACACAGACACACACACACACACACUCAGACAUCGACACAUUGUCAAGCCAUCCUCAGCAGCUCUGUUCAAAGUCAGUCUCUAUGCGGCUCCUCAUUCUAGCUGGUUGUAACAGUGAUGCAGUGCCACAGUUUGUGUGCGUGGCCUUGUUUCCUCAUACAGACUGCAGAGAUUUUUAACCACUAACAACACACACGCACACACAACAACGUCUACACACACAGUAUGUGCUUGUGUGAUCUCCCUCAGUGCAGCAGAUGAAGCUUAGACGUGCCUGAUCAGAGAACUCAAACCAGGACACAGACACACACAAACACACACACACACACACACCUUGUGUCCUUUAUACUGCCCUCCUCUGCAUGUGCCCUUAAAGGUCACAAACGAGAACGUCCUUUUUGUCUGCAGAGCGCUGUGGAGAGAGAGAAAACUCGUCUCUCUCGCCCAGCCGGUCGCAUUUCUAGCCAAACUCGGCCUAAACCAACUGACAAACAGCCAAACAGCCAGUGUUGGGCCUCUUGUUUUGGCUUCAUCGUUUCGUCCGUGUGUGUUUUGACAGUCCGUGCAUAGAACUGACCGACCAGUGUUGUGAUGAAUUAAGCCUCACGUCAGUUAACCCCCCCUGCCCCCCCUUUCUAAAAGGAAAGGCUGGUCGCGCUCCCGUUUUUUAACAGUGUUGUGAAGGAUCUCUGACAGCUGCUGUCCGAGCAGGGAAAUGAGCUCUGAAUGAAAUUUGCUCCUUAUUCGUCUUAAUUUGCUUCGCCCCCCCCCCCCCCUCUCGCUCUCUCUCUCUCUCUCUCUCUCUCUCUCUCUCUCUCUCUCUCUCUCUCUCUCUCUUUCUCUCUCUCUCUCUCGCUCUCUCUCUCUCUCUCUCUCUCUCUACCCCCCCCAAAUCCUCUCUCUGCAUUAAAAAAUCCAUUUUGCACAACUGAAGCAUGUGCUCCCUCAUCAGAUUAAUAACAAACUGUACAAAAAGUUCUACGGUUUUAUUUUAUAUUUUUCCAAUGGAAGUAACGUUCCGGACAAAGGUAACGUGUAGAAUAUAUUUAAUAUGAAUCUUCUAUAGAACACGAUGACUCUAGAUCUUGUUGAUAUACAGUAUCAUUGGUGUUUAGUCUAUGAUUGUGUAUGCGGUUCGCUUCUAGCCAGUUCACAGUCACUCGCUGACAACGUCUUGUGCUCAACGGCAGAAAAAAACCUCCCUAAUCAUCGACCCACUGUAUUCUUACUUUUCUUUCUUCUGUUUCUACUUUGUUUCUUUUUCUUUUUUCAUUUUGUUUAUAAUUUAAUGUAAUCCUUUUUUCUCUGUGUGUGUUUGUGUGUGUUGUUUUUUUUCUUUGCUUUGAAAGAAUCGCUUUGUAACAGCACUAGGUCUUAAAAAAAAAAUAUAUAUUGUUUAUAUUGAUCAGGGUUCAAAUCUGUACAGAGAUAAAUGUUUUCAAACCAAUUGUAAAUAGCACUAAUGCUCCCUGUCCCUCCUCCGAACUUCAAAAUGGAAUAAACAUCUGUAAACUAAAUAAAGAUUAUUGAAGUGUG